CUGUUUUGUUAAAAAUCCUCUUAGAAGUCGCGUCAUGUGACCCCUCUGAGGGCUGCAGGAUGUGUAUGGAGACUUAUGGUCAUUCACAAGCUGGAUGGAGUCAAUCUGAGUGCUGCCUGACAAGACCUCCGUCUGACCAGACUCGCCAAACAUGCCCCUCCACAAUGGCAUCGUAAAAGAGGCCUGGACACGAGACAGGAUUCAGGAAGAUGAAGAUUCGGAUUCUUCCCUGCAGCAGCAGCAGGUUCAGAAGCCAAAAAAGAAAAGAGAAGAGGCCAACGUCACAACAGAUGCCAAGUCGAAUGGAACUGAAGCCAAGCCCAAAAAAACAAAGACCAAGAAAAAUGAGGAUGCUUCAGAAGAGGACAGUCCAGCCAUCCAAAAUGGAAAGAAGGUGAAGAAAAAGAAACCAGAAAAAGACAAGGACGAACCCGAAAAGGACAAAGUAAAAGAGAAAGAACCAAAAAAGAAAGCUAAAAGUGUACCAAAAAAAAAGAAAGGUUCAGGCACAGAUGACGAUGAUAAUGAUGAGGAGGACACCCCCAAGAAGAAAACUAAGAAAAAGACGACAAAGGACAGCUCUCCAUCAGCAAGUUCCACCAAAGACAAGAAACCUAAAUCAAAAGAGGACAAAGAUUCCGAUGGAAAAGAAAAGAAGUCCAAGUCGAAGGACAAGGAGAAGAAGAAGGAGCCAGCUUCGAUGUUUCAGAUAAACGGAGAAAAAGAAACAAAAAGCAAGAAGAAAGCUGCCAAAUCGGACAGUGACGACAGCGAAGAAGAGACAAAGUCGACCAAAUCGAAGAAGAAAUCCAGUGCUGGGUCCACGUCCAUUUUUCAAACAGCAGGAGACAAGGACAAAGAUAAGGACAAGGACAAAAACAAGAAGACAAAGAAGAAAGCAAAGGCAGAGGACAGUGAUGAAUCUGACUCAGAGAAAGAAGAAAAAUCAAAGAAGAAGAAGGGCAAAGGGAAGAAGAAAAAGGAGAGAUCUCCAUCACCUGAGAUCGAGUUUGACGACCUGGAGACUUUUGUGAUGCAGCCGGCUCCGCAGAGCGUGACCAUCAAAUGCAGAGUGACUCGAGACCAGAGAGGGAUGGACAAGAGCCUCUACCCUCUGUACUACCUUCAUCUAGACAAUGAAAAAAAGACAUUCCUGUUGGCCGGCAGGAAAAGAAAGAAAUGCGCAACUUCAAAUUACCUCAUUUCCAUCGACACCACAGAUUUAUCAAGAGGUGGAGAGAAUUUUGUUGGAAAGCUGAGGUCAAAUUUAAUGGGGACUAAGUUCACCGUAUUCGACAACGCUCUGAAUCCAGAGAGAGCUCUUCCAGACAUGUCUAACGCACGGCAGGAGUUAGCAGGAAUCAUCUAUGAAACAAAUGUUUUAGGUAUGAAAGGACCCAGAAGGAUGUCGGUCAUCAUUCCAGGAAUGAACAAGGACAAUGAGCGAGUACCGCUCCGGCCAAGAAACGAAUUUGACGGCCUGUUGAUAAGACACCAGAAUAGAAGGAUGGAAAAUCUGAUCGAGCUUCACAACAAGACGCCAGUGUGGAACGAAGAAACAUCGUCUCAUGUGCUCAACUUCAACGGCCGCGUCACCCAGGCCUCCAUCAAGAACUUCCAGAUAGUCCACAGCAAAGACUUGGACUACAUUGUGAUGCAGUUCGGACGGAUAGCCGAUGAUAUUUUCACACUGGACUUCAGCUACCCGAUGUGCGCUUUGCAGGCCUUUGCCAUUGCGCUCUCCAGCUUCGACGGGAAAAUUGCCUGUGAAUAACAGAGAGAUUCCUAGUAGCUCACACACACACAGACACACACACUGAAACCACUGUGCAACACGCCCACACUGACACCAGACCAAACCCAUGUCUGUGGACGUUGCCGUCAACACUUCCUGUGAUUGGCACUGAUAACGAAUAAUGGUUCCUUGAAUGUGGCUGCUGUGGUGCCGUCACAUUUUUUGGGCGUAUGAUUUCCAACAGGAGGAAGAAAAAAAAUUGGGUUUCAGAUUAUCGUCCCAUCUUGACACUGGAGAGUCCUGUUUUUUGUGUCGCAGUAAAAAACGAAUCACACAACGUCGUACACUAUUUGAAAAGACUCAAGUGACUGGAAGGUUUUUAUUUUUUAUUUUUUAAGGGGUAAUGCUGCACCUCGUUGGUGAAGGUGUUCAAAGAUUACUAACACUAUUUGUUGUGUUGUUUUGAAUUGUACUGGGCUUUAUUUAAAAUAUCAACAGGUCAAACAUGCCUUGAGUCAAAUGCAAACAAACUGCAAAAUAAUGUUUUGCACUGAGUAAUUAUACUUCAUGAAAUAUUAACAAUCUGCACAAGUGACAAAAGUAAGAUUUUAUUUAUUUGAAGCUACACAACAGACCGUCCAUAGUUUAGUGACUUAAUCAGUUCCAGGUAUCAGGUAUUAUUGAAGUAACAUA
Paralichthys olivaceus (Japanese flounder) is the source of this 2428-nucleotide messenger RNA. RefSeq names its product TUB like protein 1a (gene tulp1a). The record is from RefSeq and is a predicted model, not a curated record. Gene Ontology annotation, cellular component: cilium. Gene Ontology annotation, molecular function: actin filament binding. NCBI's taxonomy places the organism in Eukaryota, Metazoa, Chordata, Actinopteri, Pleuronectiformes, Paralichthyidae. Gene Ontology annotation, biological process: protein localization to cilium.